AAAGAGAGAGAGAGAGAGAGAGAGAGAGAGAGAGAGAGAGUGGCAGAACAUGGCGCGGGUCGCUGUUGUUGGGUGAGCAGGCAUCAGUGUUUGGGAGGUCUCUCACACCGGGGCCUUGGCUUGGCUGCCUUAGCCCCUGCACGUGCAAAAUAUAGGUGAAUCAGUGCUCUGGUCUGUCUGUUCGUUGUGUAGUGCCCCAGUGCCUAGCUUUGUAGUGCUUCUGUACCACCGUGAAAGCAGGAAAAGUUGCCAAAAAAGUAAACAACCGAUCCCUCCAUACCGAUAAACGCCAGAGAAAUGUCAGGACGAGCUAACCAGUGUGACACACACUAGUCUCAACGCCCUCAUCAAGUAGGCUACUGGAAAUGUCGAACUCCCGAUACAAACAGUCUGGAGUUUUCCUCUGUUGAAACGUAAAAGAGAGCCCACAGUCAUCAAGGUGAGGCUGUAAAACUAAGCGGGACGGCCCGCCCGCUGCCAAGACGUGACGCCUGCACCCCUGCACAUCACUCACACAUCCCUAGCCCACCCCCACAUUCCUUUUAUCAAUGGCCACCACAAGUAACCCAAGCAGCUGUGCCACUAGCAGCACCGGCAGCUACGGCAUCCCCAUACCUGACAGUGCGGACUCUAGCAAACGAAGUCUGUCAGAUGCGGGGCGGCAACGGCUGUCUAGCUUCCCGUCCCGGCAGCGGCGGAUGGGCCCCGCGCCCCUCGCCUCCUUUGAGGAUCUCAGCAUGGACAAGACUACGUCAGACUCCAGCCCUGAGGAGCGCAAUAAUACUUUGCCAGAUAUUGGCGAAGAGACUUCCACAGCUACUACACCUAUCACGCCUGUAGCUAAAACGGAGCUCAGCGUGCCAGCAUCCCCGAGGAUACGUGUAUCAGCUGCAUCAUCGUCUUCACCACACGAAACUGAUUCUAAAGAAUCAACCCCAGAAAAGGAUUUAAUAUCUGGUUAUGCAAAAUCUGCUUACUUUGAAGACAUGGCAGCAGAUUUACAUUCCAGUACAGAAGAGUUGGAUGCAGAUGAGGAGGAAAAAAACAGAAAAAGAAGAGAAAGAGCAUGUAAAUUAGCAGAGAUAGAACGAAGAGAAGAAGCACUACGUGUAUCAGAACUGAAUAGAAAAGGUUCUUCCUCAUCAGUUAUUAGUGAUGGCCUUCUACCUGUUACUAGUGGUCACUCCAGUAGAUUAUCUUCGUUAGGUUCCAUUGGUUCGCCAAGAAGGUCUCCAUCUCCACAUCGAAUGCUACUAGAAACCUCUUUUUGUGGAAAUCGUCCGAUACAACAGCCCAGCAUCGAUUUGGAGGACCCACCAGUUACUACAACAAAAAUAAUGAAUUUCACUAUUGAUAAGAUAGAAAGAGUUAAGUCACCAAUGGAAGCAAAGCCUCCAGAUAUAUUCCGUUCAUCACCUGCAACUCUGCCAAGAGUAAAGCAAGAUGGUAUGUCAUUUGUAGGGGUAUCAACUGUAGAAGCAGAAAUUUUGCCUGUUAAAACACACACCAUAGGUGUCAUUAGUGAUACCAGGCUGCCAAGAGAUAAAGAGGCAUUACAUACCAGAAAGGAGAAACAUGCUGAAGUAAAGGAACUACCCAUCACCACUGCCAUUUCUCCCUCCUUUACUGAGCAACAAUCAACACACCCACCAAAAUCUCCCAGACAAAAUGAAUCUGAACAGCAGCAUCGUCAGCCACUUUCAUCCCAGUCAUCACCUAGGUCUCCAAGAAUGCCAAAAAAAGUACCUGUGCCUCAAGUUCCAGACCUAAAAGACCUCCCAAAAGCUUCACCAUCGCCAACAACUACAACACCAGAUCACCAUGGAGCACGCACUACCUCUACUACUCCAUCUGCAUCUCCACGAGCAUCAAGGAGGCGAAGAACAAGAGAUGAGGUGGAAAGUGCUUCAUCAUCACCUUCUGUGUCAAGAAAAAGUUCUUUUACAAACCUGUUCCGUAAAUCUGAUAAUCUUAUGAGUCCUGUCACUCCAGAUUCUCCAGGUUCAAGCGGUCGAAAGAGUCCAUUUAGUCAGUUCAUUAAGUCAGCUAAGAAAGAAUUUAGAUCAAGAAGUCGGUCUCGAAGCCGGAGUAAGAGCAGAGAAAGAGAUUUAGAUGAUGAUACACACGACAGAAGAAGCGUUCUUUCAAUUUUUAAACCUAAAUCUAAAAAACAGAAAGACUCUGAGAAGAGCAAAGGAAGUGAGAAAGGUUCUACAUCUUCUGAAACCAAAGUUAAUGAGGCCAUCACCAAUGUAGAAUUUACCUUCAAUGAUGAUGGAAAGUACCAGUCUUCAACAUUUGGACUAAUCAGACAGGAAAGUGAAUUGAACCGAGCAAUUAAAGAACCACUGAGAGGCACUAGAACACCAGGAAGUGAAAGUGAAACACAGCAGCAACAGACUGAAUCUAUGAUUCAGUCAAGGGACAGCUCCUAUAAUGAACUUUCCUCAAUCAUGAACUCAGCUGAAAGUAAAAAAGAAAAAAUCCCAGCAGAUGAGUCCAAAAUAAUUGCUGAUAAUGAAAAGAGACAAACGCUAGAAGAUGAUGUAUUUGAUAAGCCUAGUCAGUCUCCAGUGCCACAAAGUGUUCAACCUGAGAAAAAAGAAAGGGAACCAGAUGUAGAUAAAAUAGACAAGCCUACUUUACCGCCCAAACAGAAAGAACGCACAAGUGAUGCUGAUGCAGUAUCAGAACUUUCAGCACUUGAUCCCAAUGCUGAUGCUGACUCUCGUUCUGAAUCAGAGCGAGAUUCAGAAAUUGAUUACCUAAAGACAAAAGAGAAAAUCCAGCAAAAGGGACCUGGAGCAAUUGAGUCUCCAGAAAUUGAAAACAAAGGCCUCGUUUCUCAGGACUCAGCAGAAGAAGGAGAAUUACCUUAUGUACCAACAAGCUUACCAUUUGAGCGACCCCUAGCAGCUCCUAUGGUUCCAGUGAAAGAGCGGCACCCUGAGAUGCGGCAUACUCAAUCCAUCGAUAGGCCUCGUAGCACGACACCAAUGACUCCAGGUCGCCUAGAGGAGUACAAACAGGUUGCCCCCACUCCUGAUUCAGACAGUGACAAAAUGAUGAUUAAUAUUCCUCAGACUGGUCCAGUCAAAGUGCUGCCUACAAAGAGUCCGAAAAGACAAGCUUCAAAGAGUUGGGAGGAUUUUUGCCAAGAAGGUCUAAGAAGCCCAAGACAGUUAAGAAAACAAUAUAGAGAAAACAGUUUAAAGAGUCAAGAUGAUGAUGACAAGCCUCCGCCUUUACCUCCUAAAUCUCGGUCACCUGCCAGGUCUCCUGUAGCACCACCACCAGCGCCACCAACACCACCAGCACAGACAGGUGUACAAGAACCAGUAGUAAAGUCCUGGAUAAACUUUGAUGAAUUACCAGAUGUGGUCCUAAAGCCAGUCCGUCAAAUUAAAACUGCCCCCACUAGACAUCAGAGCCAGCACAGAAGUCAAGAACAACGAAGACCCCAAAGUGACCAAGAUUCUAGGUUUGUACAAGAGGAACAAAAACUUCAGAAGGAGAUAGUGCAUUUACAUGAGGGUCCUCCAGUUCGGAAACAUCCACCUCCAUUAUCCGCUACCAUCAAUCACGAUGCUGCUCAAGAUUCUGAUGGUGGCCAGGCUCAUUCAGAAGUUUCAACACCUGACAAAGCUGAUAGUUUUGAUCAUUCCUCUGAUAGUGACAAACCAACCAGCCCCUCUUCAAGUGAGGACCUAACUACAGUAAGAGAGAAACUUGAGGAAAUAAAGAAGGAGGGCAAAACAGGAGAUGAUUACGAGAAUUCUGACCUUGAAAGACUACUGGCCCCUGUGAAUGAUUGCAUCAAUCGUCUGUCCUCUUUAUCUUCCGAACCAGGGAUGCUAGAACGCAAAUCACCCAUUCCAGACAAUUGGGCUGACUUCUUGCUCCCACCUCAACCUGGAAGAAGGAGUCGGCUGUCUUCUUUGGGCUCAGAAACAGGAUCAAUCGCUGGCGGCACUGGCCGGUCACCAUCGCCAUCUUGUAUGUUAUUAGAGACGUCCUUCUGUGGGUCAGCACCGAUUGAUGAUCCUGCAGCAGCCGAGCCCGAUGUCCCCAUUGCCGUCGCUAGGAAAUUAAGUGGGAUAUCACUUGGCGACUUUAGUACCUUCACUACCCGGGACCCUCUCCAUUCCCCAAACCACCUCCCCUGCCCCGACAGAACCUCUAUAUUAAGUGAUUCUUCAGCUGAGGGAGGUUCCCCUAGAGAGGCCGACUAUUAUAGUAGACACCAUCACGAAUCACACAGAGGGCACUCGGGCCACCAGCAGCUCAAUCCGUUCGGGAUGGACCUAGGCGUCAGGAGCAACAGGAGUUCAGUCGUCUCUCAAGACCAGAGCCCACCGGAGAGUCCGAAUUUCGCCUCUUAUCACCACUCCCAUUAGAAUCACUCCCCUCCCCAUAAGCCCUCAACUCCCGGCCCAUUAGUAUCAACUGGCCCAUUAGACUCAACAAGCCCGAUUCCUCUGUCCCAGCCCACUCCGAAAUCUUCUCCUCCUCCUCC
Macrobrachium nipponense is the source of this 4516-nucleotide messenger RNA. RefSeq names its product serine/arginine repetitive matrix protein 1-like. The transcript has 5 exons. Lineage: Eukaryota; Metazoa; Arthropoda; Malacostraca; Decapoda; Palaemonidae. The record is from RefSeq and is a predicted model, not a curated record. Bases 549 to 4397 code for a protein of 1282 amino acids.